AUGGCAGAACAACUUGACAGAUUCAAACAAUGGGUGUCAGUCAUCCCUUACCAGAUAAACUGGAUACGUAGGCCUACACCUGAUCAUCUUCCUCGCGUGUCUCAGUGCGACCCCUCUUCUGGAGGAUGCCAAUCACUCAGCACCAACAUAACCUCCUGUCAGUCCAGAGGCGUAGAAGUAUUUCUCUCCUUGGGAGGAGAGAAUGGAAACUGUGGGCUCGGCUCCACCCAAGACGCGGGGAUCCUCGACAACUAUCUGUGGAACAACUUUUUGGGCGGGCAAUCCGAAUCCAGGCCUCUGGGACCCGCAGUUCUAGACGGCAUCGACUUUAGUAUCCAUUACACAACGACAGAGCACUGGGAUUUUCUGGCGAAGGCCCUGUCCGCUCGUACUACCGUCACCAAGAAGGUCUAUCUCAGCGCCCUUCCUCAUUGCCAACCUCCCAUACAAUCGGACUUGACACACACUCAACAAUCUGCGCAGUGGAUCUUGACUGUUAAGACCACCCAAAAACAGAACUUCUUCCUCGGCAUUCCAGCCUCUACUAAGGCUACUUUCGCUGGCGGCUUCAUUCCUGCAAAUGCACUCAUCUCAGAAGUGCUGCCUGAGGUCAAGGAAUCUGUACAAUAUGGUGGAGUCAUGCUGUGGAACGAGUUCUAUGAUGACAAAGCCCACUAUAGCAUGUCCAUUAAGGGUUUCGUUUGA
This is a messenger RNA of Cryptomeria japonica (Japanese cedar), 705 nucleotides long. Its product is annotated as acidic endochitinase-like. Gene Ontology annotation, molecular function: chitinase activity. The coding region runs from base 1 to 705 and encodes 234 amino acids. Gene Ontology annotation, cellular component: extracellular region. NCBI's taxonomy places the organism in Eukaryota, Viridiplantae, Streptophyta, Pinopsida, Cupressales, Cupressaceae. The transcript has 2 exons. The record is from RefSeq and is a predicted model, not a curated record. Gene Ontology annotation, biological process: carbohydrate metabolic process.